Messenger RNA from Ilyonectria robusta, 1032 nucleotides. RefSeq lists its product as uncharacterized. The coding region runs from base 1 to 897 and encodes 298 amino acids. The record is from RefSeq and is a predicted model, not a curated record. Lineage: Eukaryota; Fungi; Ascomycota; Sordariomycetes; Hypocreales; Nectriaceae. The transcript is spliced from 3 exons.
AUGCCCGCCACUAAUGCCGAACGCCUCGCGAACCGGAAGCCCAUCCCGAAGCCCGUCCCGGCCUACCUGCCCUCCGACGACAGCUCCCCGCUGAACGUGGACAAGGCCCGGUACACGGCCUUCCGGGAGGCGCCCCGAGUCCUGGUCGAGGAGUUUACGCUGCCCAUACGAUCCGGGAAAGCAUGGAAAGCCCCGGCCGGCUCUAUUGUAAAGAUUAGCACCCCGGAGGGUCCCCAGGUUGGCGACCUAAACAUCUGGAACGCCCACAACCCCCGCGAGCGCUUCUGGGCCAGCCGCACCAAGCAGCUGCACGCCUCGCACGUCACAACCUACGACAAGCUCUGGUCCAACCUGCCGUACAUGCGGCCGCUGGCGACCAUCAUCAAGGACACGCUGGACUGGUACGGCGAGGACGAGCACGGCGGCCGCGUGCACGACCUGCUGGGCACGCGGUGCGACCCGUACAUCAACACGGUGCUGAGCGGCGGCACGUACAACUUCCAGUGCCACUCCAACCUGACGCGCGCCGUGCUGCCGUUCGGCCUGGCCGAGGCCGACGUCCACGACGUCAUCAACAUCUUCCAGGUCACCGGGCUGGACGACAAGGGCCGCUACUUCAUGAACCCGUGCCCGGCCGAGCCCGGCGACCACCUGGAGUUCUUUGCCGAGCAGGACCUGCUGAUGGCGCUGAGCACAUGUCCCGGCGGCGAUUUGUCGCUCUGGGGAUUCGGCGAGGAUAGUGAGGAGGAGAUGAUCAAGUGCUGCCGGCCGCUCAAGGUCGAGGUCUACCGCCUUGCCGACGAGAGCCUCUUGGAGAAGAGUGGGUGGAAGCCGGCAGAGAAAUCGGCCUAUGCUGGAUGUCACGGCAUGAACAUUCCUCUAGGUGAGGCCAAAUAAAGCGUAUGCUUGUGCCUUGGGCAUGUAUGAUUUGCAUAUAUACAGUAUAGACUACAUGUAAUGCACACUCAAAGCUCAGUGUGUGUCUUGUCACUUAAUGUGACUACACUAGACAUUCUCUGGCGGUAUCCAAAU